Hippocampus comes (tiger tail seahorse) is the source of this 814-nucleotide messenger RNA. It is a transcript of the gene lyrm5a, whose product is annotated as LYR motif containing 5a. Gene Ontology annotation, biological process: respiratory electron transport chain. Gene Ontology annotation, cellular component: mitochondrion. The record is from RefSeq and is a predicted model, not a curated record. Lineage: Eukaryota; Metazoa; Chordata; Actinopteri; Syngnathiformes; Syngnathidae. The coding region runs from base 150 to 407 and encodes 85 amino acids. The transcript has 3 exons.
GUGAUUUACGACAUUAAUAACAACAUACGGCAGGCUGCUCCACAACCUUUACCACAAGGAUAACGUGAAUACCCUGAUUAAAUUUGACUGUAUACAGCUAUAAACCAACACAAAAAAAAUCAACGUGUGGGUGUCGCCCCACUUCCCACAUGGCCAACCCACUUCGCGGUGAAGUGAUUCGACUUUACAAAAACCUGCUCUAUCUCGGUCGGGACUACCCAGAGGGAUCGGCCUUUUUCCGAGAGCGCCUCAAGUCGGCCUUCAUGAAAAAUAAAGAUGUGACGGACCCCGAGCACAUCAAAAAGCUUGUGGGACGAGGAGAGUUCGUCAUCAAGGAGCUGGAGGCACUCUACUUCCUCAAGAAAUACAGAGCCAUGAAGAAGAGGUACUAUGACCCGGAAACAUAAUUCUAUCACGGAUGUAAGCAUUACGAUGAAAUCCUAGCCUGGACUAUCGUGAAGACUGGCUUGGUCCAUUUGUCAUGAUAUUUUAAAUGUAAGAUAAUUCAGCAUUUUUUUUUUCCCCACACAAGCACUCUUGGACACAGAAUCAAAAGUGAGCAUUGGAAAAUGUUACUUGGUUUUGAACUCUUGCAGAAGUCGUUUGUGCACGUUGAAUACAUAAAGACCAAUGGAGCCAUAAUUACACAACUGUAACUGUGAAUUUAUCAAUACCAACAAAACAUACAGCUGUACGUUCAUCAUGACGAUGAUGUUCGAUGGAUUCAAGGGGAAUUUGUGACAAAUGAAUGUCAAUGUAUGUACAGUCAAUCCAAUCUAUGUCGUAAGUACAACCAAAUAAAUGGGAAUGAAAC